AUGCUGCUGCUGCUCCUACUGCUGCUGUCAUCAGGUGAUGGCAAGGCUCAGCAUGUGUCUGGCCAGAAGAAGAAUGGCUCAUGUGUUUGUGAGGUGAACUCCAACAUGUGGUCGUUCCCUGCUGUGAAUUACAACGCCAUGCUGCAGCAGGUUCAGUCCUGUGAAGGAUCUUUGAACAGCCUGCAGGAAAAGUUGGAGUUGUCCAACCAGCGUCUUCCUCAGAUCCAGGCUGUGAUUAAGAAUGUUACGGAACGACUGGAGCCCCACCAGUACCUGAACAACCAGGGCCUGUACACAGACUUGUCCUUUCACCUGCUGAGCCAGGAGCUCAGCCAGCUGGAGACAGACAUCGGUGCCAUCCACAGCCAGUUAAACAACGGCCAAACACAGAAACUCUCCAAAGAGGUGGGUAAACUGCAUACAGAUGUUGACAAGAUGCACAUUUCCAAAACAAUUAACAUGAAGACUGUCAAAGAGAAGCUGCGCUACCUGAAGAACGGAGUGGAGUCCUGCAAGUCCAUCCCCAAAGACUUCAGAGGCCAGGGCAGAUUCUGCUUCAAGGGCCUGAUCUCCAACAUCAGCGAUCCUGUCAUGACUAAAGUCAGUCCCAAAGGUAAAACCUACAUCUCCGGUUCAUGGGGCAAACAGGCCCAGAUGGACAGUGAGGGGCAGAAGAGCAGCUACUGGGUUCAGCCUCUGCUCAACAGCCACAUCUGGGGCAACACCCUCCACAUAUACCAAACCUAUGAAGACUUCAUGGCAUCCGCCAACCACAAGGACUUUACCAUAGCUCCAUCCUUCACUCAUGCCAACACCAUUGAGGGUCCCAGUGCUGUUCUGUAUGGUGAAGCGCUGUACUAUCACUGCUACCGAUCUAUAGAUGUCUGCCGCUACGACCUGAACAGCAACACCGUCAAGCGGGUGACACUUCCAGGCACUGGCGUGGGUUUCAGCAACAAGUUCCCGUAUUGUUACUAUGACUGCCGUGUCAAUAGUGAUGUGGACGUGGAGGCAGAUGAGAUGGGACUAUGGGCCCUGUAUGCCACCGUUGGUAAUCAUGGUAAUCUUGUUGUGAGCCAGCUAGUCUGGGACAAUGAGGCUGAGACACUCAAUGUCUCUCAGACGUGGGAGACGAGGAUGUUCAAGAAAUCAGUGAGCAAUGCUUUCAUGGUGUGCGGUGUGCUUUACGCCACUCGCUAUGUGGACGAAUACCACGAGGAGGUGUUCUACGCAUUCGACACGGCCACAGGCAAAGAAGACAACUCACUAGCAGUGCCACUGGAAAAGGUAGCUAAAGGAGUGGCCAGCCUGAGCUAUAACCCCACCAACAGGCAGAUCUACAUGUACAACGAUGGAUAUCUGUUGGCUUACCAGGCCCUCUUCUGAUCUGCUGUGAAUGGCAACUAAGCCAUGUCAUUUAACACUUACAACAAGAAAUAAACAGAGCUACAGAAGGUCUAGCUCAGAAUAUGUCAAACAAUAUAUUAUGUAAACAGUCAGGUUCACCUUAUUGUUGGGAUAAUAUAAUAAAAAACUCUUAUUUUAAA
This is a messenger RNA of Cottoperca gobio, 1547 nucleotides long. It is a transcript of the gene olfm4l2, whose product is annotated as olfactomedin 4-like 2. The record is from RefSeq and is a predicted model, not a curated record. Gene Ontology annotation, biological process: signal transduction. Bases 1 to 1386 code for a protein of 461 amino acids. The transcript is spliced from 5 exons. Lineage: Eukaryota; Metazoa; Chordata; Actinopteri; Perciformes; Bovichtidae.